GACUUAAGGCGUCAGUCAGGCAAAGUUAAAGCUAAUUCACGAAGAAAGCUGACAACCGUCACCGACUCCUCUUUAUCCCUUUCAUCUUCUCCGGCGAUGCUGCCGGACUUUCAUAUCUUCGCCGGAGAUCAAUAACACUUCCGCAGGACCGCCGUGCUGCAACUCUACACUACCAGUCGUGAAUAUAAUGGCGCCAUUAAAGCAACAGCAGCAGCAACAACAACAUCAGACGGCAGUUACGUUGAAUCGAGAAAUCAAGCAUCGAGUCUUAACUUGUCUCGGAAAGCUAGCCGAUCGCGAUACUCAUUCAGCCGCUGCAGUGGAACUCGAAUCCAUCGCUCGAACUCUAUCUCACGACGCCAUUCCGCCGUUCCUCUCCUCAAUCUCAUCCACCGACGCUGCCGACAAAUCUCCCGUUCGCAAGCAAUGCGUCCGUCUCAUUUCUCUUCUAUCCGAGGCUCACGGAGACGCUCUCGCUCCUUACCUCUCCAAGCUUCUCUCCGCCGUCGUUCGCCGUCUACGUGACUCUGAUUCCUCCGUUCGAUCCGCCUGUGUCGCCGCAAUUUCUUCUAUCUCGUCUCACAUUGUUAAACCUCCGUUUAGCUCAAUCAUUAAGCCUCUGAUCGACGCUCUCGUUACAGAACAAGAUCAGAAUUCUCAGAUCAGUGCCGCUAUGUGUCUUACGGCGGCAAUUGAAGCGUCGCCAGAUCCGGAACCUAUCUACUUGAAAAAGUUUCUUCCGAGACUCGAGAAGCUUCUCAAGUGCGAGAGCUUUAAGGCAAAGCCGGCAUUAUUGGCACUAGUAGGUAGCGUCAUUGGAACUGGUGCGGCUUCCAGCCAGCAAACUUUGAAGAAUCUAGUCCCUUGCUUGGUUGAUUUCAUUAGCAGUGAGGAUUGGGCUGCAAGGAAGAGCGCGGCCGAGGCACUUGUGCAGCUGGCUGUAGGACAGAAUGAAAUAUUGGCUGAAUUCAAAAAUCCAGCACUAAAAAAAUUCGAGACUAGAAGAUACGACAAGGUGAAGAGCGUGAGGGAGACGAUGAACCAGUUGGUGGAAGUUUGGAAGGAGAUCCCCGAUAAUACAGGAGAUGAAGAAUCAUCCCCUCCUGCUGAUCCCUUAUCUUCAUCUAAGGAAAAUGCCAGAACUUCAGUAGGAGCUGCUCAAUUAGGGAGGAGAAGUAGCGUUCCUCAAAACAAGCAACCUGAAUCUGAUGCCUCAAUAGUCACGACUGCUAGAAAAAGAAGUCCACUAGAUUCCAACGAUAAAAAGGCAGGUCAAGCAAUAUUCAGAAAGCUUGAACACAAGCGGGUGAAUGAUUGGAAAUCUGAAAGUACUGUUGCUGCUCCUCCUCAUGCUGCACUCUCUUCCUCCAUUGUUGCAAGUUAUGAGGACCAUCCAAUUGGUAGAGAUGAAAUCGGUAAGCCAGAAGUGAGGCGAGCCCUAUUCAAUAAUAAGGAAACAAACGAAUCAAUUAUAAAACCUAAUACACAAGAUAUUUGCCGGAGCAAGAAAGAACAAGAGGAUCUAACUCAGAUACGUCAACAACUUGUUCAGAUUGAAAGUCAACAAUCCAACUUAUUGGAUCUGCUCCAGAGGUUCAUUGGAAGCUCUGAAAAUGGAAUGAGAUCACUUGAGAAUAGGGUUCAUGGACUAGAACUGUCAUUGGAUGAGAUAUCAUUUGACUUGGCAACAUCAACUGGGAGGAUGUCUAAGAUUGAAGCUAAAAAAAACAGCAGUAUGUUCUGUAACCUACUACCUGGUACAGCAUUUUUAAGCUCAAAGUUAUGGAGAAGAACAGAAACCCAUCAUCAGCAGCAGCAGCAGCAUCAGCAGCAUCAGCAUUCAAUUUCAAGGUUUCUUGCUUCUUCUGCUAUCAGUCAACAAAAAUCUUCGAGAGGCAAUAAUGCAGAAACCCCACAAGGCUGCGAUGGUGGCGGUGGUUUUAUUGUGAAUCCUCUAGCUGCAUUUGGUGCUAGUGAAUACUCCUCCUCCCAUGUUAUCUCGAGACGCGUCAACCAAUUAAAAUGAAAGAUUCAUGCGACAAGAGAUUAUGAUCCAUUAUGGCUGGGGUACUUGGAAUGGAAAGAUGAGUUUAUGAAAGUACAUAAAAAAGAAGCUUUCUUAUUAUUACUACCACUGAACUUGAAGGAGGAAACUGCUCCAUUGGAUAUAGAAGCCAGCAACAGCUAUUCAACAGAAUUUCUUCAAUUCUGGUAUGUAAUGUAUGUAUGUAUUAUUAUUAUAAUUCCUAGUGUUUUUAUAUAUAUAUAUAUAUUUUUGAUAAAAAAAAAAAAAAAAGGUUGAGCAAUUGUUAUUUCCAUGUCUGAUAUCAUGAAAUGUAGACAUGGAUGGAAGCCAAUUUUAUUUGAUUUUGGCUACAAUCUAAGUAUUUAUUGUUUGAUUUCAAAAGGAAAGGAAAUGAAGAAUCCAACUUUGUUUGAUUUC
This is a messenger RNA of Impatiens glandulifera, 2443 nucleotides long. RefSeq names its product TORTIFOLIA1-like protein 4. The record is from RefSeq and is a predicted model, not a curated record. Bases 188 to 2026 code for a protein of 612 amino acids. Gene Ontology annotation, molecular function: microtubule binding. NCBI's taxonomy places the organism in Eukaryota, Viridiplantae, Streptophyta, Magnoliopsida, Ericales, Balsaminaceae. The transcript is spliced from 5 exons. Gene Ontology annotation, cellular component: microtubule.